Messenger RNA from Mucor mucedo, 492 nucleotides. RefSeq lists its product as uncharacterized. The record is from RefSeq and is a predicted model, not a curated record. Bases 1 to 492 code for a protein of 163 amino acids. The transcript has a single exon. Lineage: Eukaryota; Fungi; Mucoromycota; Mucoromycetes; Mucorales; Mucoraceae.
AUGAAAUUUCAAUACUUUGCAGUUGUAGCCGUUUUAGCUGGUGUUGCCAGUGCUGCCGAACCCACCACCACAACUUCUGGCUCACCAUCUGUGAUCACACCUGUACCUCCUCCAGGCGUUAUCUGUCCUAUGGUUGUAUGUGCACCUAUCACUUUGUCUGCACGAGCAGUCGACCCUGUCUGCCCCACUCACUGUGAAAAGACCUGUAAGAUUAUUGAUGAUGUUUGCUGUCCUGGUAGUAAGAAGGCUGUCUGCGAGAGCAGCUCAGUUAGUGUUCCUAAUGCCACUGCUCUCACCAGCGGCACUGCUGCUCCUUCCGGUAGCUCUACAGCAGUCAGUGGCCCUGUCAGUAGCAUCACUUCAUUGGUUCCUCCCAGACCUGUUGGUUCUAUCAGUCCUGCCGCUGCUUCUCCCACCAGUGGAGCAAAUACCUUAACCAUUGUCUCUAGUUGCAUGUUGGUCACUUUAAUCGCUAUUGGUUUAAACAUUUAA